Molecule: messenger RNA, 2976 nt
Organism: Penicillium pulvis
Lineage: Eukaryota; Fungi; Ascomycota; Eurotiomycetes; Eurotiales; Aspergillaceae
Product: hybrid sensor histidine kinase/response regulator
Exons: 2
Coding region: 1-2976 (991 amino acids)
Biological process (GO): protein autophosphorylation; phosphorelay signal transduction system
Molecular function (GO): phosphorelay sensor kinase activity; histidine phosphotransfer kinase activity
Source: RefSeq, a predicted model, not a curated record
AUGGCCCCCAAAAGCGGGCAACGCAUCCCGUUCUUCCCCAAGGCAGAUGCUGCGAUUUUGACGUCGAAGCGUGCGCCCCCGCCGACUCGUCCGGAGACCGUGGGACCCAUCUUCGAUCGGGAAAAUGCCGAUCGGCCGAUCGAAUCAUGGCCCUCAGACGUCGAAACGAACUUUUAUCCCAGGACAAAGCCUUAUGCGCCCGCAACCGUCCCCGAAAGGCCACCUGGGAUCGCCGGUCGAUACCUGCGUGCCUUCCUACCCGAAAAUGAACGACUGAGGUUGUCCAUGCUGUGGUACUAUACACAAGACAUCCUUAAGGAGGAUGAGUUUCUCUCCGGCCUUCAGGAGAAAGCGCAUCUUGCCCAGGAAUCCACGGGAUGGGAGUUCUCCGUCAUCGGCAUUCUUGAUGUUAAUGUUUAUAUCCGCUUGGCUACAGUGGGGCUUGAGCUAGGCAUUCUUCCGCGUGGGGAAACGAUUUGCGCCCACACGGUUACUCAACCCCCUGGUAGCGUGUUUCUCCUACCCAAAAUGAUGGAGGAUUGGAGAUUCCAAGAGUCGCCAUACCACGAGCUCGGCGGCCUUCGCGCCUACGCUGGCGCACCACUUCGUUUGCAGAACGAGAAUGGAGAAUGUGUGGGCCUUGGAUCCCUCUGUGUAGCCUCAGGUAAAAGUGAAGAGCCUUUGACAGCAUCGCAGCAACAGUCCUUGAUUCGCCUAGCCGACUGGGUCGUCUCAGAUCUCGUUCAAUGUACAAGAGCAAGACGCCAGAGGGCGCGACGUCAAAUGUCCGAACUCCUCGUCAUGGCACAGAAGGAAACAGUAGUCUCUGAUGCGCCCGUCCUCGAAAUAUUGAAAACUGUGUACGCCGAUGCUGUAAUCAGACUACAACCUUCCAAUUCAAGCCAAGUCGAGGUUGAAGGACGCGAUCCGAUACCAAUCUCGGAGAUUGAAGAAGGCUUAUGGGAAGAUAACGACUACUUUGACGACUUCAUUGCAAAUUCGAACCAUCUUGAUCCUCCAUCCAAUAGGGUGGUACGUAUUAUCUCCGCUCCAUGCGAAUGCAUAUCGGGAUCAUCAUUACUCGUCGUGGCAUCCAAGGACAUCCAUCUUGUGUUUGAUGAUGUGGACGCAUGGUUUGUUCAAGCAUGUGCAGGCGUAAUUUCCCAGAUGUGGCGCAAAAGUCUUCUGAUAGAAGCAAUACAUGCGAAAGAGAGAUUCCUACAGGGGAUUUCUCAUCAACUCCGGACGCCGAUUCAUGGCAUCCUUGGCUCUGUGGAACUUCUAGCCGAGGAGCUGCAGUCGCGGAACGUCAACGAGUCCGCCUUCCCGCUAUCGGCAUUGACGAAGGGAGAUCCGUCGAUCAACUUACGUGAACCCUCGACGUACCUCAACAUAAUCAAGACGGCGGGUCGUGAUUUGACUUCGAUCGUCAACAAUCUGAUUACUCUGAACAGAUGGGCCGACAUUGCCUUGACAGAGCGGGAGUAUGACCUGCAUACUGUUGAUGAGCUCGAGGCCGAGAUUCAAAACGAAAUACUUAAGCUCACCUCAGGUGACACACGCUACAAGACCUCGAUUUCUUUUACUCGCCACUUGCCGCCAGGUUUUGAGAGUUUCCGAAGUGAUCUCGGCGUGCUUCGGGACAGCAUCGCUCCAUUGAUCAUCAACUCGAUCCAGAACACCUUGGAAGGUAUUGCGACAAUAGCCAUUUCCAUACGUCCAGACUGCAAGCAACUUGUUGUCGACGUCAAGGAUAAUGGUCAAGGCAUCCACCCCGAUAAUCAGCAACGCAUAUUUGAACCAUACGAAAAGGUCAAUUUACACACGGCAGGUGCUGGAUUAGGCCUCACUCUAGCAUCAAAAUUCGCAACACUCCUUCACGGAUCUGUCGAACUAAUCUCAUCGGAUGUUGGUCGCGGCUCACACUUUCGAGCUACAUUUCGUGAGUUCCAGUUUCUUUGCUCAUCUCUCUCUCAGCCACUGGUCUCAAAAUUCAAUAAUUUACCCUCAAAGUUCUUUAAUAUGUCGGCUGGCUCUAGUGGCGUAUUGUUGAGUAAUGACUUUACGGACUUUCUUACUCGCAAUUCUUUCACUUCCUCGGACACUAUGGAAGACUGCCUUGUUAUUCUUGAUGCUGUACCCGACUCAAAAACGCACUCCCUGCAUUUGUCCCAAAUCCCAUUGGGACAAGUUGCCAUCUGCCUUGUUCCUGAUUCAGAAGGAAAGGCAUCCUCUGAAGACUGCGCAAAUAAUAUCGUCUAUGUCUGCGAGCCUCUUUCGACCUCGAACAUGUGCUUGGCGCUGGAAAGAGCACAAAACAUUGUUGUGGGGGCCAAAAUUACACACCCGGGCUUGCUAAAUCCUGAUCAACCUUAUCACACGGCUCCGGAGCACUACCAUGACCUUAGUACAGACGAGGAGGGCACGUCUAAUCCAUCUACAUCCACCUCAAUCAAUCCCGACUCGGAGGAGACUACAUCAAAGUCCCAACCUGAUGCAGCAAAUCAUCUGGACCUGACGUUAUCCAAACUGUUAUCCCUCGAUCUCACAAGUUCCCCUAGGCCCACUACUCUAAUAGUCGACGAUAAUGCUAUCAAUCUCCGCAUUGUAGAGAUGUAUUGCAACAAAAGAGGAUUGCUAUCGUAUUCCGCGACCAACGGCUGCGAAGCUGUCGACAUCUUUUCCCGGUGUCAAUCAUUGGCUGCCGCUGGCAACGGUGCUCCGAUUGGUCUAGUCUUCAUGGACUUGCAAAUGCCAAUUUGCGAUGGUAUCGAAGCAACCAAGCAAAUACGACUUUUGGAGCGGCAAAACCAAUGGGGAAAGAUUGCGUUAUUCAUUAUGACUGGCCAGGAUAGUCCAUCAGAUAGAGCUGCUGCGGAGGAUGCUGGCGCCGAUGAAUACCUUGUGAAGCCUGUUGUUAUCAAGCAACUGGACCGUUUUGUGAAACAAUAUUUUCCAGCAUUUGAGGCCUCUUAG